AUGGACGGCCCCGGCGCGGCGCCAGACGCGCCUGCGCGCCGCGGCGGUGCGGGCGCCGCCACGCGCCGCCGCCUGGUGGAGGAGGGUGCGGCGGACGCCGCGCACCUGGCAUGUGUGCGGCUCGCCGCGCCCAAGGGCGACACCAGCGGCGCCUCGCUGGCGGCGAGCUCGGCGCCGGCUGAGGUGGCGCUCGCACGCGUUGAGGACCGCGCCGGCGGCCGGGUGGCGGUUUGCACAACCCCGCUGGCCGGGACCUAUGCGGUCGUGCGCUACGAGGUGCCGCCGUCUGCGGCCACCGCGGCGGCAGCAGGGGCCGAGCGGGCUGCCCAGGGCAUGGGGUCCGCAGCAGAGGGCGCAGCCGAGGCGGCGUCGGCAGGCCCCGUGUUCAGCGACGCGCCUGUCAAUGGCAGCCAAUACCAGGUCUUCACCUUCACAUUCAACAUGGAUUACGCCCAGAUCACUGCUGACUCAGCGAAGCUCUCCGCGUUCAAGGAGGACCUGCGCCGCGCCUUCCUAUCCGGCGUCGCGUCGGCCUGGCCCGCCGCCGCCCCGCCCCUCGCGGCCCCGUUGGGCGCGCUGCCGCUGCGCCGCGUGUCCGUCACCAGGGUCGCGGCCGGGUCGGUGCGCGCGGAGGUGCAGCUUCUGCUGCCCGACGGCACGACAGCGGCGCAGGCGGCGCGGCUGCGGGCAUUGGUAACCUCGGACCCUGCCGCGCUGCUGGCCGGCUCAGACCUCGCGACCAAGGUCACCGGUGCCGCCGCAGGCAGCCUCGACGCCGUGACGGCGCGGCGUGCAGCUUCCAAGGCCGCCCUUGGGCCGGGCCCGAUUGCCGGGAUCGUCGUCGCCAGUGUCGCCGCCGCGGCUGUCCUGGCGGUAGCGCUCGCGGCGGUGAUUGUGGCCCGCAAGAAGCGCGCCGCCUCUGCCGUUAUCACCGGCACGGGCGCCGCCGCGCGCGCGGCGCCGCCGCCGCCUGCAGACGGCAGGGACACGCGCGGCGCCGCUGCCUACGCGCCGCCGGCCGCGGCGCCGCCGGCCGCGGCGCCGCCGGUGGUGCGCCAGCAGGCGUCCAUCGGCGGCGACGAGUGA
Monoraphidium neglectum is the source of this 1086-nucleotide messenger RNA. RefSeq lists its product as hypothetical. Bases 1 to 1086 code for a protein of 361 amino acids. Lineage: Eukaryota; Viridiplantae; Chlorophyta; Chlorophyceae; Sphaeropleales; Selenastraceae. The record is from RefSeq and is a predicted model, not a curated record. The transcript has 2 exons.